This is a messenger RNA of Truncatella angustata, 3342 nucleotides long. Its product is annotated as tRNA synthetases class I-domain-containing protein. The coding region runs from base 164 to 3046 and encodes 960 amino acids. Gene Ontology annotation, molecular function: isoleucine-tRNA ligase activity; tRNA binding; ATP binding. Gene Ontology annotation, biological process: isoleucyl-tRNA aminoacylation. NCBI's taxonomy places the organism in Eukaryota, Fungi, Ascomycota, Sordariomycetes, Amphisphaeriales, Sporocadaceae. The record is from RefSeq and is a predicted model, not a curated record. Gene Ontology annotation, cellular component: cytosol. The transcript has 2 exons.
CUUGUGCCUCCCUGUAGUACAGCUCAGGCUCUCAAUACCAAAAUUUCAAAGCUCCGGUUCCCGAUCAAAUCCUGAUGGGACACUUGCAGUAAACAGGUUAACUCUUUCGCGACGCGACCAACUAUUGUGAGGCGACAGCUUCCGCCAUGUUCCUGAAAUCAUCAUGUCAAAAUCCUGGACGUCAACCCUGAGGCUUCCCAAGUCCACUUUCCCACCAAGACCCGCACUCCAAUCGAGGGACCAGUAUAUCAAACGAUCCGCCGACGAGUUUUAUGAAUGGCAGAAGAGCAACCGACCCGGCAACGACACUUUUGUUCUACACGAUGGCCCGCCAUACGCCAAUGGCAACCUGCAUGUCGGCCAUGCGCUCAACAAGAUCCUCAAGGACAUGAUUCUGCGCACCAAAGUCCAGCAAGGACGCCGCGUCGACUACGUGCCGGGAUGGGAUUGCCACGGCCUGCCCAUCGAGCUCAAGGCUCUGGGUAGAUCUGAGGACGGCGGCAAGAGCCUCACUCCUGUCGAGAUCCGCAAGUCUGCCAGGAACUUGGCGAGCAAUACCGUCCUGAAACAGAUGAAGAGCUUUCGAAGUUUUGGUGUCAUGGCCGACUGGGAUCGCAGGUGGACGACCAUGGAUGCUGCAUAUGAGAUGAGACAGCUCAGACUGUUCCAAAACAUGGUCAGCAAGGGCCUCAUAUACAGAAGGUACAAGCCUGUGUACUGGUCGCCGUCUUCCAAGACUGCCCUGGCCGAGGCCGAGCUUGAGUACCAAGACGACCACGUAUCCACAUCUGCGUGGGUCAGGUUCGCCCUCGACGAACCCUGGAGACAGGUUCAGGAGCUAAAGGAGGCUGCUGGGCAUGUCAAGGGCAAGCUGUAUGCCAUAAUUUGGACAACGACUCCGUGGACAUUGCCUGCCAAUCAGGCCAUCGCCAUCCACGAAGAGAUGUACUAUUCUGUUGUUGUCGACGGCGAAGAUGGGUACAUAGUAGCCCGGCCUCGCUUGGAUCGAACUGCGGAGAUGCUGUCCGAGAACGCCAGUCCGGUCACAUCUAUCAUCUCGGGAAAACACUUCAAGGGUCUCCAAUAUCGUCAUCCGCUCAAAGGCGCAGCAGCACCGCUACAGCCAAUCAUACAUGCGGAUUUCGUGACGGCAGACUCGGGUUCUGGUCUCGUACAUCUGGCACCAGGUCACGGUUUUGACGAUUACGAAGUAUGCCGCACCUUGGGAUUGCCAGUUACGGCGCCUAUCAACGACGAGGGAAAGUUCACCGCAGAUGCACUGCCGGAAAAUCCAGAAGCUGUGGCUUCGGCGCCAUCCAUAAAUGAAGGUGGUAGCCAGUCAAUCAUUGAUUUACUGGGAAAUGACGUUUUGCAUGUCGAGAAAUAUAAGCACAAGUACCCAUACGACUGGCGGACGAAAAAACCUGUUGUCAUCAGGGCCACAGAGCAAUGGUUUGCCGAUGUGUCGCAUAUUAGAGAUGAUGCGCUACAGGCUUUGGAAAACGUUCGCUUCUUUCCUGAGGUCGGCAAAAAGCGACUCGAAAGCUUCGUCAAGGGUCGUAGCGAGUGGUGUAUAUCGAGACAACGUGCAUGGGGUGUCCCAAUCCCAGCUCUGUACGACGAGGACGGAGUAGCUGUCGUCAGCGAGAAAACCGUAGACCACAUUCUGUCUGUCAUGCAAGAGCGUGGCACGAGUGCUUGGUGGUCCGACGCAUCAGACGAUCCAGCGUGGAUCCCCUCCGGACUGCCUGGAAAGUACAGGCGAGGUACUGAUACAAUGGACGUAUGGUUCGACAGCGGUAGCAGCUGGAGUAUGAUGCCUAGCCAGGCUGAUGUCUAUCUAGAGGGCUCUGAUCAACAUCGUGGUUGGUUUCAAUCGAGUCUGUUGACACGUAUCGCUGCAGGUGCAGUCGAGACAAGUGAUUUUGUCAAAGGAGCUCCGUUCAAACAACUCAUCACCCAUGGUUUCACCCUAGAUGGAGAGGGCAAGAAGAUGUCUAAGUCACUUGGUAAUAUUAUUGAGCCCCAACAAGUCAUGGACGGCACUCUCCUGCCACCUGUCAAGCAGAAGGGUAAAGCUGCUCAGGGUCCACCUACAUAUGAUGCCCUGGGAUCUGACGCCUUGCGACUGUGGGCAGCAAGCAGCGAUUACACCAAGGAUGUUGCUAUUAGUGAAACAGUAUUGAAAGCUAUACACACUGCGUUGAUCAAGUAUCGAACCAUCACCAAAAUGCUGCUAGGAUCGAUGCACGAGUCUGCUCGCUCAGCGCCACUGAUCACCGCAGAUCACAUCGCACUCAUUCAUCUGCAGGAUACUAUGAAAGAGGUUGGUAAGGCUUUCGGUAACCAUGAGUUCUAUAGAGGUUUCAAUGCGCUGAAUCGAUGGGUCACGAACGAUCUGUCGGCCUUCUAUGUCGAGGCGUCAAAAGACAGACUGUACUGCGGAGACGGCGGCGGUGUCCUGGAGCCUAUCUUUAAUGGUUUCAUGAGAAUGCUUGCACCGAUGACCCCGUCACUCGUCAUCGAGGCGUGGGAUAAUCGCCCUGAGUGGAUGAAGAACGACCGAAACAUGGUUCAUCCACUUCACCAGCUUUACGACGAUCCUGUUGUCCCACAAGAUCGCAUUACUCAGGAUCUGAUAGUACUUCGCAAAGAUAUACCCACUCUGAUGGUAGUCCAUGCCGCCAUCAAGACAGGUCUGGAGAAAGCCCGAACAGACAAAGUUGUGGGUUCGUCUUUGCAGAGCUCUGUGAUAGUGUCGACUUCAGAUGCAAGCAUCGUUGCUACGCUGGAGAAGUACGCAGAGGAACUUGCGAACAUGUUCGUCGUCUCAUCUUUCGAGAUUAAUACCGAGGACGCCAGUUCUACGUAUCCAGAUUGGGACAAGUACACGCAGGAGCUUGAAGCCCACGGAGGCAGUGGUAAGGGCAUUGUCAUGAUCCGUCCACCCAAGGAGGCCAAGUGUUCCCGUUGCUGGCGCUAUAUUGCGCCAGCUGAAGAUGAGCUUUGCGGUCGGUGCGAGGACGCUGUAGAGAGUCCACUAUAGAGAAGGGUUUGAUUGUAAGAUUUAGGCAGUGGUUUAGCAAUUGUAUAAAAUGUACGACGGCUGUAAAUAGAGGUCGCUAGGCACAAAUUUUAUGUACAUUAUCUCGAAAUAUCACCGCACACAAAUAACUAGAGUGGUGACGUUCACACUAUCAGACUAUCAGAGCCGGGUCAACCCUUACGAGAUGGAAAUCUGGGGUAUUUAGUUUUGCCAAGUCUGAAUAUGUAUGGUACAGGCAACUGUUGCCAUCCCCCCUCCCAGAUGAUGAUAAAGCCGAAUGCUCAUGCAAUUUACCA